Molecule: messenger RNA, 3128 nt
Organism: Jaculus jaculus (lesser Egyptian jerboa)
Lineage: Eukaryota; Metazoa; Chordata; Mammalia; Rodentia; Dipodidae
Gene: Rtkn2
Product: rhotekin 2
Exons: 12
Coding region: 21-1853 (610 amino acids)
Biological process (GO): signal transduction; hemopoiesis; positive regulation of cell population proliferation
Source: RefSeq, a predicted model, not a curated record
UGGGCGCCGCGAGCCACGCGAUGGAGACCCCCGCGCGCAGCGCGCCUGCGGGGCAGCAGGAGUGCAGCGUUCAAGAAAAAAUAGACUUAGAAAUCCGAAUGCGAGAAGGAAUAUGGAAACUCCUUUCUUUGAGCACCCAAAAAGACCAAAUUUUACAGGCAGUUAAGAAUCUCAUGGUGUGUAAUGCUCGGAUAACAGCUUACACGUCGGCACUGCAGGAACGGGGAGAACGGAUGGCGAGUCAGGCUGCAAGACGGGAUGUGAACUUUGGAGGGAAAGAGCGCACAGCGUGUGGAGGAAGGGUCGCCCUCUCAGAUGUUCGAAUACCACUCAUGUGGAAAGACACUGAUCACUUCAGCAAUAAAGAACGAACACAACGUUAUGCCAUUUUCUGUUUGUUCAAAAUGGGAGCCAAAGUCUUUGAUACAGACAUGGUGAUUGUGGACCCAACCAUCACAGAUAUAUGUUUUGAAAAUGUCAGCAUAUUUGAUGAUGCAGGGCCGGACUUUGAGGUAAAAGUGGAAGUGUACAGUUGCUGUGCAGAGGAAUCUUCUAUCACCAGUGCACCCAGAAAGCUGGCUAAGAAGCUCAAGACAUCUAUUAGUAAAGCUGCAGGGAAGAAAAUCAGUGCAUUGCUUCAACAAGAAAGCCAUGAGGCUUGCCUGCUCCUUACUUCAACUGUCUCUGAUGCCAAGUAUCACUUGCUAGCUCAUACUACCCUGACCUUGGAGAAUGCUGAGAAUAGCUUCAAGACCCAUAAUCUGUCUGUUAAUGGAAAUGAGGGGUCUUCCUUCUGGCUUCCCUUGUUUGGCAACAUGUGCUGCCGGCUAGUGGUCCAGCCAGCAUGUAUGGUCCAGGAUGCCUUUGCAGGAUUCCUUAACCAGCAGCAAAUAGUAGCUGGUUUGGCAGGUUGGAGACGGCUGUACUGUGUUUUGAGAGGGGGGAAGCUCUCCUGCUUUUAUGGCCCAGAAGAAAUUGAAGCCAAGGCAGAGCCAGCGUUGGUAGUGCCCAUCCACCAGGAGACCCGAAUUCGAGCAAUGGAGAGGGAUGCCAAGAGAGCGCACAGCUUCUCGGUCGUCAGCCCCGGCUCCGGACCUGCCGCACCUCAUGUGUUCGCUGCCGACAGUAGAGAGGCUCUCCAGCAGUGGAUGGAAGCCUUCUGGCAGCACUUCUUUGAUCUUAGCCAGUGGAAGCAUUGUUGUAAAGAACUUAUGAAAAUUGAGAUGAUGUCACCACGGAAACCACCUUUGUUCUUGACAAAAGAGGCGACCUCCGUGUACCGUGAUAUGAGUAUUGAUUCCCCUGUGAAACUUGAGAGUUUAACAGAUAUUAUACAAAAAAGAAUUGCAGAGACGAAUGGACAAUUCCUCAUUGGUCAAGAUGAGCAAUCCUCACCACCUCCUUGGACUGCUGUCUUUGACGGUCAUCAUGAUAUGGUCAUCCAGAAGAAAGUGCUGUCCCCUUCAAGUGACCCAGUCCAUGACGAAAAAAGGAAAAAGAGACGUGCCCCUCUUCCUCCUACGGAUAAGCCUCCAUUCAGGGUGAAGGCACACAGCUCCACGGAUCAGUCUGUGGAGGCCGGCAGGGUGCAGGCAAGCAGAUCGGAGGCCUUGUCUAUAGACAACAAACCGUCCUCCAGGACGUACCACUCACAGAAGCCAGUUGCUGCUCCUAGUGAACUUCUCUGUGCCGGGAAGAACAGCUCACUGGGCACUGAGCACUCAGACACUAAAACCGGUGUGGAGGCCAAGCCAGUACCAGCAUCGAGGCAGAAAUCCAUCCUAGACAUUUUGGACCCUAGAGCAUGGCUACAGCAGACACAGGUAGCGAGCCCUUCACUGCAUGACAUUUAAGAGUCCAUUCUGUAAAGCUAACCCAGUCAGUCUAAAUGUCAUGUGACAUAAUUGUGUAGGUAAAUAUGAUAGCGAUUUGCAUAAGUAAUGAAGAAGUUAUUAGGUAUAGGAAAACAUCUUGAAAUGACGAAAUGGAUUUCUUUUACUUCUAAUUUCCAGAAUGUUAGUGAUUUUCCCCAUGGAAUAUAAGAGGCAAUUUCUAGACAAUAUCUUAAUUGCUGGAAGGGUUAAUUUAUUCCUAAAUUAGUAGCAAGCACUGAAUAAGCACUAGGCAGAAGUGAGCAUUAACAUUUCUUGUGGAGAGAGACUGUCUACUCACUUAAAAUGCAUUCAGUGCGAGCCAUAUUCUCAUUGUGAGAGUUUAAUACUAAUGGAAUGUUUCAAAGGCUUUAUUCAAACCACAAAUUAUAGAAUCCACCCAAGAAAACCUUCUUCACAUUCUGGGGCCCUCCUCGCCUGGCUCGCUGGCUCUCGUCUAUUGUUUAGCUCACAGUUUACAGGCUUGACCUUUUAAAUUCCUGGGAUAAAUUUUGCGGUAUUAAAUUCUUUGUCUUUUAAGGGGAUUUGUAAUGUGCCAUUCAGAGUCAUCUCCUGGCUGAGUCCUAAAGUCCCGUUGAAGUGAGGCGGGCCGUUCUUGAGCAUGGGCGGUGGUGGACGAGACGGCUUUUCCACUACUCUCUGCCUGUCGUAUGAGUCCCACUGCGGCUUUGGGAGUUGGGAGUUGGGGAGGCAAGUAGCUGAUUAACACCUUAACAUUUAUCUAACACUUAUUUUAAAGGCAGAUUCAAAAAUGCUAGAAAAACUGGCCGUAGUAAUAAUUUUCAGAAUUAAUCCUUUCUCUAAAAUUUAGUUCGGUUUCCUUCUUCACAUCAGGGCUGAUGUCAGCCCUGCUAUGAAUCGCAGGGCCUUAUUUAUUUGUACGGUGAUCACAUCCAUGGGUGAGUUCCGUGGCCGAUCACAGUGCCCGCAGGACUGAGGAUCCAGGUGAGCCGUAAGUGGCAGAGGAUGAACAACAACAAAACACUUUAAAAAAUAAUUACCUUUUUGUAAACAAGAACUGAACAAUUUUAAAAAUCAAAUGAGAAUUUCCAAAUCAAACUUUCCACCAGGUGUCGGCAACAUCACUCAGAAUCUCAGCUCACACCAAGCCUUAACCGUCAUUGCAGAGGGAAAUGCAGGAAUUAAAUUAUAGCCCUGCAACAUCUCUAGAGAUCUUUUAAAAACUGCUAAGGACUCAUUUUGGAUCAGAACUGUAUUCUUGUUAAAUAAAGUGAA